ACCGUCUUCAUUGUCUGCGACGGUCAUCGUCCAAAAACGCAGGCUUGGGCCUGCAUAGGCCAUUUCUAUCACUGCCAUAUACAUCAAGAUUAUUUUGCUAGGGUAUCUAUGUUUUGUCUUGGCCGAACAGAACUUCGAGCCGGUUCUCUACCUCUAGCUCGAAGAUUCCUUCACGCGUCCAAUGUUCUCCGCUUACCGCCAGGGAGCAAUAAACCACCCACCCGCAGAAAACCAGACAAGAUCAACUACAAUACUCAACCGUUCAAUGACGUUCCUGACAGCGAACACAUCAACUACCGUCGAGUAACUGCCAAUGACUUGGAAUCUCUCACUGAACCACCUACAGAGGUCAAAAUGCUCGUACGCGACUUCAUAGAAGAUUCAUUGUAUAACCCAAACUACGGUUACUUCCCAAAACAAGUCACUAUAUUCACGGCAAAUGAACCCAUGGAAUUCGGGAAGUUCAGGGAUAGCGCGGAGUUUCAGGAAGCCGUUGCUCAGCGGUAUGCCAGCUAUGGGUUGGACAAGGAAGGUCCUGGGAGGCAAAUCUGGCAUACGCCUACCGAGCUAUUCCAGCCGUUCUAUGGCCAAGCUGUCGCUCGAUGCCUUGUCUCGGAGUAUUUGCUCAAGUACUUUCCUUAUGAGGACUUGGUGAUAUACGAAAUUGGUGCAGGCAAUGGCACCCUUGCCUUGGACAUCCUGGAUUACCUUCAAGAGGAGUAUCCUGAUGUGUAUGAUCGCACGCGCUACACUAUCAUUGAGAUUAGCAGCAAUUUGGCGCAGAUGCAAAGGGAGAAACUUUGCGGGAAACAUCCGUGCGUGAACGUUCAGCACAAGAGCGUGUUCCAUUGGGAAACAUUGGAAGCCGCACCAUGCUUCUUCCUUGCUAUGGAAGUUAUUGAUAACUUUGCACAUGACAUGAUUCGCUACGACCUCCGUACAUUGGAGCCAUACCAAGGAUUGGUUACGAUAGACGCGAAUGGGGAUUUCAGCACAUAUUAUACGCGUGUAACGGAUCCACUUAUUUCAUCCUUCCUGCAACUACGACGCCAUCUCUCACAUCCACCUCCCCUUUCUCGACUCCUCAAGUCGUCACGAGCCUUCCGCACCUUUUACACUAACCUUCCCUUCGCACCGAACCUCUCCGCACCCGAGUAUAUUCCAACGAGGCUACUCAGUCUUCUUCAAACUCUGCGCAAGUACUUCCCCCGGCAUAGAUUGUUGCUCACAGACUUCUCUUCAUUGCCUGACACAACACCUGGAGUUAAUGCCCCAGUUGUCCAGACUCGGGUGCAAAACACGACCGUACCAACCAGUACGCUGUUCGUCAAGCAAGGCUACUUCGAUAUCUUCUUCCCUACCGAUUUUGAGCGACUCCGAGAUAUAUAUGAAGAUAUCAUCUCUCAACCACCACCACCGCCAGAAGGGACUCUUCCUACGCGUGUGUCACCACUGGCAAUGAACACAUCUUCCUUGGCCCUAGGAUCGGAUUUCUUUUCAUCAUAUCACCCGAAGAACCGGAGAGCGCCAUUGGAUGGGGUGACGAGUUCGAGUGGGUUGCCAGUAGGGGAGAGGAAGUCAAGUGUAUUCACACAUGCGGAGUUCCUGGAGACGUACGCAGACUUGCAGCAGACUAGACUUAGGAAUGGCGAAAAUCCACUCGUGGAUUUCUACCAGAAUGUCAAAUUCUUAUUCUGAGCCUGCUUCACCAAUUUAUCGGAGUAGUUCUGCUCCACUGUCCGAUUCUCGGAGGUGUGUUGCUGAGUUUCAGAAUGACACGCGGAGUGGAAGUUACAAGUACAUAUUAAUUUACAAUCUCAAAGCAACCGGAUACAACUUCAAUAUAGGUGAUGCAGAACACUCACAGCC
Somion occarium is the source of this 1869-nucleotide messenger RNA. Lineage: Eukaryota; Fungi; Basidiomycota; Agaricomycetes; Polyporales; Cerrenaceae. The record is from the annotation of a GenBank genome assembly.